AGCCCGGAUCAGACCGAGAGAUAAAAGCCCCGAUGGUGAUCGUGAGUGAUGGCAAGAGGAUUUAGCCUCGGCAUUAACUUGGAGCGUCGUGCAGGGGGGCAGUGAAGCGCCCCGCCAUCUGGCCCGCCUGCGCGGGGGGAUGCCCCGGCGCCCCGACGAGCAGCCGCGAAGCCCACCCGGGCCGGGGGCCGCUCGCUGCCCGAGCGCGGGUCCUCUCCGCGCCGCCCAGGGGGGCCAAAAAGUUUGCACUUGUUAGAGGCGACCUCCCGCUCGGCCGGGGCGGGCGAUGCGGGCGGCGCGGGCGGCCCCCUCCCCCGGCCCGCGUCUCCGGGACGGCUGCGGGCGGCCCCCCCGGCGGCAGGAGGGCGCCCCGGCCCCGAUCUGACGGCCGCGGAGGCACCGCGGCGGCGGGAGCGGCGCGGGAAGUGCACGGCUCGCCGCCCUCCGGCCCUCGUCCCCAGCCAGCGCCAGCCGGGGCGGCGGUCCUCGGCCUCCCGGGUCUGCGGUCCGGGAAGCCGCUCCGAGCGGGGAUGAAAGACAAGCCAGGCUGCCGGUACCUGGAUGGAUUGAGAGCUGAAGUCUCAGAAACUUCGUAACAAGUUGCUGAUGGCCACCGGCCAAGGCUGGAGGGUUGUUUUGCAGUUGUGUUGAGCACAUCACACAUUAAGGGCCCUUUAAAGACCUGGAUUGAUUGGAAGGACAAAAAUUAAAAGCAAUCUGAUCCAACCUCUUGCCAGAUCCCUGCAGAUUUUCUCCCUAUCCCAUUUCCAUCCACCGUCACAAUUUGAGAGUCCUCCUGAUUUGAUCAGAUUCGCCUCUGGGAGAGGUGUAAAUGCAAGGUUAGGAGGACGUGGAGUUACAGGCGACUUUUUGAUCUGCCCAUCAGCAGUCUGAGAAACGCUGGCUCUGAGUUUUCUGUGUUGGCCUUUUGGAAAAAACAAGUUCCUUGCUGUUUGCAACCUGGCAGCGCUCAAGUCCCGGGGACAUCCGGCCACCACUGCCUGGUAGAUGUGGCGUUUCCAUGCUGAGGCCCCGAGUCCCGCCUGCCCCAGCUGCUGCCUCUCCAGGGCCUCUCUGGGCCGCGCCCUGCGGCCUGCAUAGCCAUGCUGCGCCUGCUGGCUCUUCUCCUGUACUGCCUCCCACUGGCCUCUGGGGACUACGACAUCUGUAAAUCCUGGGUGACCUCGGAUGAGGGCCCCACCUGGGAGUUCUACGCCUGCCAGCCCAAGGUGAUGCGCCUGAAGGACUAUGUCAAGGUGAAGGUGGAGCCCUCGGGCAUCACAUGUGGAGACCCCCCUGAGAGAUUCUGCUCCCACGAAAACCCCUACCUGUGCAGCAAUGAGUGUGACGCCUCCAACCCUGACCUGGCCCACCCACCCCGGCUCAUGUUCGACAAGGAGGACGAGGGGCUGGCCACGUACUGGCAGAGCGUCACGUGGAGCCGCUACCCCAGCCCGCUCGAAGCCAACAUCACCCUUUCGUGGAACAAGAGUGUGGAGCUUACAGACGACGUGGUGGUGACCUUCGAGUAUGGCCGGCCCACCGUCAUGGUCCUGGAGAAGUCCCUGGACAACGGGCGCACGUGGCAGCCCUACCAGUUCUAUGCGGAGGACUGCAUGGAGGCCUUUGGCAUGGCCGCCCGCCGGGCCCGCGACCUGGCGUCCUCGGGCGCCCACCGGGUGCUGUGCACCGAGGAGUACUCGCGCUGGGCGGGCUCCAAGAAGGAGAAGCACGUGCGCUUUGAGGUGCGGGACCGCUUUGCCAUCUUCGCCGGCCCCGGCCUGCGCAGCAUGGACCACCUGUACACCAGGCUGGAGAGCGCCAAGGGCCUCAAGGAGUUCUUCACCCUCACCGACCUGCGCAUGAGGCUGCUGCGCCCGGCACUCGGGGGCACCUAUGUGCAGCGGGAGAACCUCUACAAGUACUUCUAUGCCAUCUCCAACAUCGAGGUCGUUGGCAGGUGCAAGUGCAACCUGCACGCCAGCCUGUGCUCCGUGCGUGAGGGCAGCCUGCAGUGCGAGUGUGAGCACAACACCACGGGCCCCGACUGCGGCAGAUGCAAGAAGAACUUCCGCACCCGGUCCUGGCGGGCUGGCUCCUACCUGCCGCUGCCCCACGGCUCUCCCAACGCCUGUGCGGCUGCAGGCUCCGCGGUCGGCAGCAUCAGCAGGUCCCGGGAAGACCCCCUCCCCAAAGCCUCCGUGGCCACCACAGCCGGGAGGGGGGGCCCUGCCACUCCCGGCCCCACCACAUCCACUGUUUGGGCCCCCGCAGCCCACAGCCCACCACGGGCCACAGGAACACAGGGCAAACUGCAAAGCCGGGAGAGUAGAGUCAGAGGCCAGAGCAGUGAGCCUAGAGGCGGCACAGAGUGGAUCAGACCCUCUACAGAUGCCCCUCUUGGGGAGAGCCCCCCCAAGCCCCAGGUGUCCUCCAGUGCAGAAGACUGUGAGUGCUAUGGCCACUCCAACCGCUGCAGCUACAUCGACUUCCUAAACGUGGUGACCUGUGUCAGCUGCAAGCACAACACUCGGGGCCAGCACUGCCAGCACUGCCGCCUGGGCUACUACCGCAACGGCUCCGCCGAGCUGGACGACGAGAACGUGUGCAUCGAGUGUAACUGCAACCAGAUCGGCUCCGUGCACGACCGGUGCAACGAGACCGGCUUCUGCGAGUGCCGCGAGGGCGCGGUGGGGCCCAAGUGCGACGACUGCCUCCCCACGCACUACUGGCGCCAGGGCUGCUACCCCAACGUGUGUGACGACGACCAACUGCUCUGCCAGAACGGCGGCACGUGCGUGCAGAACCAGCGCUGCGCCUGCCCGCGGGGCUACACCGGCGUGCGCUGCGAGGAGCCCCGCUGCGACCCCGCCGCCCACGGCGGCCUGGACUGCGACCGCGCAGCUGGGGCCGCCCCGCGCCCCGCCGCCCUGCUCGGCUGCCUGCUGCUGCCGGCGCUCGCCGCCCUCCUGGGCUGCUGAGCCCCCCGAGGACCCGCGACCGGGGAGGCCGGGGUACGCACCCUGUGCCGGGGCGCCGGGGCGACGAGAAGGGUGCGGCCGGAGCUGCUCCCAGGUGCUACUCAGCAGAGUCCAGACAGCUGCUCCGCCCCCCAGCCCCUGCCCCCGCCCUGCCCUGCCCCCCGCCGCCGCAGGGGGCGCUGCGGGGGCCCUGGCCCAGGGCCUGCACUUCGGGUCCUAGUUUCCUGUGACCUGCCGCCCUUUUUUUUUCCUGCCGGCGGUGAGAUGAGGUGGGCAGAAACGCUGCUCACCCUAACACCCCCAGGCCCUGCCUGCCGACACACAUACACUGCUGCGGACACCCGUUGCGCCUGUCCCUGGCUUCCCAUCAGCCAGCGGACCCCGAACCCCAGCUGCCUACAACUCUCCAGUGGCUGACUUGAUUCUCUUACAUAGUUUUUCUUUGCAGCCUUCAGACCCCGGGUCCUCGGAGGCCUGGUGACCAAGGAACUCAGCGUCUGGCGGAGGGAGUUAGGAAGGGAGGGUAGAGAGGGCCGGAUACUUUGUUUUGCAGAAAACUAUUUUUGUUUCUAUUAACCAUCCCCUCCAAGGAGGACCGUGGGCGGGCGCAGGUGGUUGAUGGCGUGUAACCCGGCCGAGUAAAGGAGUUGCU
Manis pentadactyla (Chinese pangolin) is the source of this 3633-nucleotide messenger RNA. It is a transcript of the gene NTNG2, whose product is annotated as netrin G2. The record is from RefSeq and is a predicted model, not a curated record. The coding region runs from base 1104 to 2981 and encodes 625 amino acids. Lineage: Eukaryota; Metazoa; Chordata; Mammalia; Pholidota; Manidae. The transcript has 12 exons.